Messenger RNA from Rhizophagus irregularis DAOM 181602=DAOM 197198, 1488 nucleotides. Lineage: Eukaryota; Fungi; Glomeromycota; Glomeromycetes; Glomerales; Glomeraceae. The record is from RefSeq and is a predicted model, not a curated record.
UAAUCUAAUAUGGAAGAAUUUAAGCUCAGCGAUGAUGUAUUUGAGCAAAUAAAAGAUUUUAACCAUUGGGAAUUAACAGAUGAACAAAAAUUGUUAAUUGAUAAGUUAAUAUUAAAUGAAGAAUUAAAAGAACGUUAUAAAUGUAAUGGUUUGUGCAAAGAAUGUAAACAGCCUAAUACUGGUAAUGGUUGGUGUAAGUCAUGUAAUGUUAAGCAUUUCCAACAAAAUUUCAACAAUUGGACUAGUGGAAAUAAUGAAGUUGAUAAGUUUAUUCAAAAAACACAACUCAGAGCUAAACGUUAUGAAGAAAUUUUAGAGUGGAUUGAAUAUGAUAGAUUUGAAAAUGUUGAAUAUUUGGCUAAAGGAGGAUUUGGAACUAUUUAUAAAGCAAUUUGGAAAGAUGGAUAUAUAGAAGAAUGGGAUUCUGAAAAUAAUCAAUGGGAGAGAAAAGAAUAUUGGAUCCAACAUAAAAAUUUUCCUGUUGUUUUAAAAUGUUUACAUAAUUCUCAGAAUGUUACAUCCGAAUUUUUAAGAGAAAUUGAAUCACAUACCAUGAUUAUUUCAGAUGGUGUAACUCGAUGUUUUGGCAUUACUAAAGAUCCAGAAUCUAAUAAUUUCAUGAUGGUAAUAGAAUACGCAGAAGAAGGUAGUUUAAGACAAUAUUUAAAUAAUACAUUUAAUUCAAUAAAGUGGGUAGAUAAGUUGAAUAUUUUACAAAGGAUUGCAGCUGGCCUCUUAUCCAUUCAUGAAAAAGAAUUAAUUCAUCGUGAUUUUCAUUGUGGUAAUAUGUUAAAAGAUAAUGACUAUACUAUUAUUACUGAUUUAGGAUUAUGCCAACCAGCAAAUGUAAAACCUUCUCAAAAUGAAUAUGAAAAACAAGUAUAUGGAGUAUUACCUUAUGUUGCGCCUGAGGUUUUAAGAGGAAAAGAAUAUACUCAAGAAAGUGAUAUUUAUGCAUUUGGAAUUAUUACAUAUGAAGUCUGUACAGGGCUUCCUCCUUAUCAUGAUAUUGCUCAUGAUAAAAUCUUAGCUAUUAGCAUUUGUCAAGGGCUUAGGCCAAAAUCUGAUUAUAAAAUUCCUCAACUAAUUUUGAACAUAAUUAAACAAUGUUGGGAUGCUGAUCCUUCAAAACGACCUAAAGCAAAUGAAUUAUAUGAUUCAUUAGAUAAUUUAUAUGAUAAAUUACUUGAUGAUAGUGAUGAUAGUGAAAUCAAAAAGCAGGUUGAAGAAGCAGAAAGAAUUAAUGAAAAGAUUACUUCUACUUCAUUACCAUAUAAUGGUACUACUCUUUCAUAUACUACAAAUCCUCAAGCAGUUUACACAAGUAGACUUUUAAACUUUAAAAAUCUACCAGAACCAAAAAAUGCUAUUGAUAACAAAGAUGACAAUAAUUCAAUUGGAGAAUAUUCAGGUAAUUAAUGUUCUAGUUUAUAUUAGAAAAAGUAUUCUUGAUACAAUUAUUUUUUUGUUUUCUAGAAUCCAUAGAAG